Messenger RNA from Cannabis sativa, 574 nucleotides. RefSeq lists its product as uncharacterized. The record is from RefSeq and is a predicted model, not a curated record. Gene Ontology annotation, molecular function: cysteine-type peptidase activity. NCBI's taxonomy places the organism in Eukaryota, Viridiplantae, Streptophyta, Magnoliopsida, Rosales, Cannabaceae. Bases 41 to 574 code for a protein of 177 amino acids. The transcript is spliced from 3 exons. Gene Ontology annotation, biological process: proteolysis.
UCUAGAAGGUGCACCACAUUGGUUUGGUGCCGAAGUAAAUAUGAAGUCGAAGGUUGUCUCAUUUAUGGACUCCCUACACACCGCAAUGAAUGAGAAGUAUCGUGUGGAGGCUACGAAAGAAAUGUUGUCGACGUUGGACCUUUUGUUUGAGGAGAAUAGGUCGAAGAAUGUGACUUUCGUGGAUUUCAGAAUUGACAGGAAAGAUCGCGGGCUUCCUCAACAAGACAAUGACCGAGAUUGCGGAGUAUACGUCAUGAAGUACAUGGACGCUGUGGCCAAUGAGGAAGAAGUAGUUGAUGAGUUUCACCCGGUUGAGGCACGUUUGGAAAUCGCUGCGAGGAUCAUAACUGAUGAACAAAAUGAAAUUCGUACCAAAGUGGUUGAAGAUCGUAGGGCUGCACAAGGCAGCUCAUUUGCAUCGUCCUCGGCCCCUUUGCGUAGUCCGUCAAAGUCUCCACGCGAUCCUCGGUUCAGUACAGCGAAGUCUCGCAAUGCAAACAUGUUUCCCCCGUCAAGAGCCUCCCCAGGCUUCGGUCUACCAAGACUAAGAUUUCAUAUGGUGAAUAGUGUGUGA